Messenger RNA from Onthophagus taurus, 1578 nucleotides. It is a transcript of the gene Mks1, whose product is annotated as Meckel syndrome, type 1. Gene Ontology annotation, biological process: cilium assembly. Gene Ontology annotation, cellular component: MKS complex. Lineage: Eukaryota; Metazoa; Arthropoda; Insecta; Coleoptera; Scarabaeidae. The record is from RefSeq and is a predicted model, not a curated record.
UGUUAUCGACGUUUUUAUGUUAUGUGUCAUUAAAAAAAUAAUGCGAAAUAACAUGAUUAAUAUGACCACAGGGAAUUUCCGGUGUAAAGAUAACGUUUCGGAACUAAUUAUAAGAGUUAAAUUGAAGGAAAUAUUGAACGAAAAUAUCAUCGAGGAUGGUGAAAAAGCCGAUUUGGAGGAUUUAACGGUGAAGUGGCAGGAGAAAAAAUUCGGAAAAUGGGAAAAAAAGUUUUAUGGGGAUGAAAAAAAUUGUUUGACCGAUUUGGAUAAGAAAUACCACGAAGAGAUUAAAAAGCGACCCGAAAUCAAGAAAUUUUUAUACAGCUAUGUUGAUGAGGAUGAUUAUUCCCAACAGGAAGAGAAUGUGCAUAAUUCGCAAUUUACCAGCGAAUUAUCCAAAAAAAUGGAGAAUUUGCCCCCUGAAAACGAUGUAGAAUUAAAAAAUAAAUGCGAGUACACAAAAAAUCUCUUAAAAUCCUCAUUAAACCCAUUUAUUGACAACAAAUACGAGGUUAUGUAUAUCAUGGGUGAUUUUGGGGAAUACAUCGAAAACACUUGGAUUAAACACGAAUACAUCUUAGCAACAAUUAAAUAUUUCCCAAAAAGGAGAUUAUUAACAAUUUAUCCCGAUUUUAACAUCUUCGAACCAUACAAAUUGACAAUAACCAGUGAUAUAACGAAAAUUUAUGAAUACACCAUCGAAAAUGCGUCCCAUUUCGUUAACGAUCGCGAAAAUGAUUUGGAAAAUGAUAUUUUAGAUAAAAUAUCAAAAUAUGAGAAAAAAAUUAACCAACUAUCCAUAUCAAAUGAUUUUUUAACCCCACCGAGUGAAAAAUUAAAUUAUUAUUUGUUCCUUGAGAUAAAAUCAGGGGAAAAUUUCGAGUAUAACAACGUUUAUGUUCAAUACUUCGUUGAUUUGCCCCUAAAUUGGUCGUGUUUCGACCAAAAUCAACUCAAAGGCACCACUCAAGCUUGUACGAGAAGAAACGUUGAUGGAAAAUUUUAUUUUGGAGCAAUUUUCGAGGUUAUUCUAAGCGUUGAUUUAAACUUAACGAAAAAAAUUUUAGAUACCCCGUUUAUUUAUUUCGAAAUUAUCUCAAAAGACACUUUUAAUCGGUUUAGAAUCGAGGGUAUCUCGUACUUAAAACUUCCAAUUUUACCUGGAAGCUACGAAAAACGGUUGGAAUGCCUUCGAAUUCGCCCAGAUAAUAUUUCAAACGAACUCCGCCGAUUUUUUAUCGGCGAUUUUAUGAGUUACGACGAUAUUACUUGGUUUUCUAUGCCGAAAUCGCAUCAAGAUGUUGUUUUAAAUAAACAAGGCACGACAACGUUAAGUUCGGGUUCAAUCGAAAUCAAGUUCAACAUCAUCGAACAAUCGCGCGUUUUCAUGGAAACCGACGACGAAAAUCGCACCGGAAGUAGACGCGAACGCCUCAUUUCGAGCAAAUUAAACGGGGGAUUAGCGAAAACCGUCCGCGAAGUUCUCAAAGCGUUUAAAGAGGCGCGAAGGAACAUGUUGGAGGCGCGAGAAAAGAUUUUUACUUGAAUUAAUAAAGAAAAAAAAUAAUUUGAGGUAAA